UCUUGCGAAGUUCCUGCGGGCCGAAAACCUCGAGAAUAUAAUCAAGGCGCGAAGCCCGGGAUUAGAGUAUCUAAUCGAAACGCGUUUCUUUCAUUUUCUACUGACAGAAGAUUGUCUAGUUGUCCGUGAAUAUGAUAAAAUAAAAUGUAAUAAUAAUUCAGCUGAUACAAACGAAGGCUUAACUUGUUCCCACAAACCAAAUCACCAUUCCCUUCGUCUCGGUCUCUUGGAGAAUAUAUGCAGGUUGACUUCGAUUCACAUUAUUAAGGAUUCAAAUAUCAGAGCCAGUUCUUGUAUCUUGUGCUAGCAGAUGAAGAGGGCUUAGUCGCUUAGAUCCGAAUCAUUGAAGUAAGGGAAGAAUUUCAACCAAGUGUGAAGCUUUAUGGGGAAUACUUGUGUUGGUCCGAGCAUUUCCAAAAAUGGUAUACUUCAAUCAGUUUCUGCUGUGAUAUGGAAAUCCCGUGCACUCGAUGAUGCAUCAGUUUCUAAUGGAGGAACACUAAAUGAGGAAACAGCUAGAGAACCGGAACCAUCGUCCAUGCCCGUCCAAUGCAAGCCCCCUGAGCAAAUGACUAUGCCAAAACCGGAAGUGAAACCGGAAGAGAAGCCAGAACCCAAUCCAGAUGCCAAAUCGGACCAAGAUCAGAAAUCUAAGCACAGGAAACCUACUUCGAUAAAAAGGGUGUCCAGUGCAGGGCUCCGUGUUAGUUCUGUAUUACAAACAGACACUGGUAAUUUCAAGGAGUUUUAUACUCUGGGGAGAAAACUGGGAGCGGGUCAGUUUGGGACAACAUUUUUAUGCGUGGAGAAAGCAACGGGCAAAGAGUAUGCCUGUAAAUCUAUGGCAAAAAGGAAGAUGGUAACUGACGAGGAUGUUGAGGAUGUGAGAAGAGAAAUUCAGAUAAUGCAUCACUUGGCUGGGCAUCCUAAUGUUAUAUCCAUCAAAGGUGCUUAUGAAGAUGCACUAGCUGUUCAUGUUGUGAUGGAGUUAUGUGCAGGUGGUGAGCUUUUUGACAGGAUUAUUCAGCGUGGACACUAUACAGAAAGAAAGGCAGCCAACCUAAUCAGGACUAUAGUUGGGGUUGUGGAAGCUUGUCAUUCUCUUGGUGUGAUGCACAGGGAUCUUAAACCUGAAAACUUUCUCUUUGUCAAUCAGCAGGAGGAUUCUCCUCUCAAAACCAUAGACUUCGGAUUAUCUAUAUUUUUCAAACCAGGUGAUAUGUUCACUGAUGUGGUUGGCAGCCCUUAUUAUGUUGCCCCAGAGGUUUUGCGAAAGCGUUAUGGCCCAGAAGCAGAUGUCUGGAGUGCUGGGGUAAUCCUUUACAUUCUUUUGAGUGGAGUACCUCCAUUUUGGGCAGAAAGUGAGGAAGGGAUAUUUAAAGAGGUUCUGCAUGGUGAUCUUGACUUUUCAUCUGACCCCUGGCCUAGCAUUUCUGAAAGUGCCAAAGAUUUAGUAAGGAAAAUGCUUGUUCGUGAUCCUAGAAGGCGGCUGACUGCACAUCAAGUUUUAUGUCAUCCUUGGAUUCAAGUUGAUGGCGUAGCUCCUGAUAAACCACUUGAUUCUGCUGUAUUAAGUCGCUUGAAGCAAUUCUCUGCUAUGAAUAGGUUCAAAAAAAUGGCUCUUAUAGUUAUUGCUGAGAGCUUAUCUGAAGAAGAAAUAGCUGGCUUGAAAGAAAUGUUCAAGAUGAUAGAUACAGACAAUAGUGGUCAAAUUACGUUCGAUGAGCUUAAGGCUGGUUUGAAAAGAGUGGGUGCUAAUCUUAAGGAGUCUGAAAUAUAUGAUUUGAUGCAAGCAGCUGAUAUUGACAAUAGUGGAACUAUCGAUUAUGGGGAGUUUAUAGCUGCAACAUUGAAUCGAAACAAGAUUGAAAGAGAAGAUCACCUUGUUGCGGCCUUUUCUUACUUUGAUAAGGAUGGAAGUGGCUAUAUUACUCCAGAUGAACUUCAACAAGCUUGUGAGGAGUUUGGUGUGGAAGAUGUCCGCUUGGAAGAGAUAAUCAAGGAAAUCGAUCAAAAUAAUGAUGGGAGGAUAGAUUAUAACGAGUUUGUAGCCAUGAUGCAGAAAGGAAAUGUUCCUGUAAUUGGUAGGAAGGGAUUAGAAAAUAGCUUCAGCAUCGGUUUUAGGGGAAGGCAUUAAAAUUUAAAACUGUAUUGUUCAUAUUUAGGGAGGAACAUUAAGAUUCUUUUCUUCUUUUUCUUCUUUUUCCCUUUUGGGUUUUGGCCCCCUGGGCUUCAAGAUUUAUUUAACAGGAACAAGCAGGCAUGUAGGAGGCAUCUAUGCCUUUAUUUUCUGCUGUUGUUUUUGUGCUUCCGAUAUAAAUUUGGAUUUUGUAAUUUUGAUAUACUGUACAAAUUUUAGAUUUAUGUAAAAACAUUGUUUUCCAUUAUCAUCAUAUGCCCAACGGACUGAAUAUUGAUGGAUUA
This is a messenger RNA of Neltuma alba, 2424 nucleotides long. Its product is annotated as calcium-dependent protein kinase 1. Gene Ontology annotation, molecular function: ATP binding; calcium ion binding; protein kinase activity. The transcript has 8 exons. Lineage: Eukaryota; Viridiplantae; Streptophyta; Magnoliopsida; Fabales; Fabaceae. Bases 383 to 2137 code for a protein of 584 amino acids. The record is from RefSeq and is a predicted model, not a curated record. Gene Ontology annotation, biological process: protein phosphorylation.